This is a messenger RNA of Cheilinus undulatus (humphead wrasse), 1998 nucleotides long. It is a transcript of the gene naga, whose product is annotated as N-acetylgalactosaminidase, alpha. Gene Ontology annotation, cellular component: cytoplasm. The coding region runs from base 152 to 1456 and encodes 434 amino acids. The transcript is spliced from 9 exons. NCBI's taxonomy places the organism in Eukaryota, Metazoa, Chordata, Actinopteri, Labriformes, Labridae. Gene Ontology annotation, biological process: glycoside catabolic process; oligosaccharide metabolic process; glycosylceramide catabolic process. The record is from RefSeq and is a predicted model, not a curated record. Gene Ontology annotation, molecular function: alpha-galactosidase activity.
GUCCUUCCUGCAUAUGGGCUGCUGGAGAUGAGUUUGUAACAAUGAUUGAUUUAUCUUAAGUUCCUAACGAAGGAGAAGAGCAGAGAGACGGAGUGUGAGGAGACUUCUUCGUCUUCAUCUCUAUAUCUGACUGCUGUUCAUAAAUUUCAAGAUGCAUUUGGCUGUGUUUCUAUUUGCAUUAGCACUCUCUGCAGCCACUUUCGCCCUGGACAAUGGGGUGAUGAGGACCCCUCCUAUGGGCUGGUUAGCUUGGGAGAGAUUCCGAUGUGACAUUGACUGCAAUAAUGACCCCAAGAACUGCAUCAGUGAGAAUCUGUUCAUUGACAUGGCUGAUAGACUCUCAGAGGACGGCUGGAGGGAGCUGGGCUACGUCUACGUAAACAUCGAUGACUGUUGGUCCUCCAUGGAGAGAGAUGAGAAGGGACGGCUGCAGGCUGAUCCUAAAAGAUUCCCAGGAGGAAUCCCAAAACUGUCACGCUACAUGCAUGAUAGGGGUCUAAAGCUUGGGAUCUAUGGUGACAUGGGCACACACACCUGUGGGGGCUACCCCGGCACCCCAUUGGACAAGAUCGAGAUUGACGCUCAGACCUUUGCAGACUGGGAGGUGGACAUGUUUAAAUUUGAUGGCUGUUAUUCCAAUGCUACAGUGCAAGAGAAGGGUUACCCUCUCAUGUCCAAGGCUCUGAACGCUACUGGCCGUCCUAUUGGCUACUCCUGCAGCUGGCCUGCCUAUCAGGGGGGCCUUCCGCCUAAGGUAAACUACACUCAGUUGGGCGAGAUCUGCAACCUGUGGCGCAACUACGGUGACAUCCAGGACUCAUGGGACAGUGUCCUCAACAUUGUUGACUGGUUCUUUGAGAACCAGGAAAUCCUAAUACCUGCAGCUGGACCUGGAAGGUGGAAUGACCCUGAUAUGUUGAUCAUUGGUGACUUUGGCCUCAGCAUGGACCAGUCUCGCUCUCAGAUGGCUCUGUGGGCCAUCAUGGCUGCUCCCCUCUUCAUGUCCAAUGACCUGCGUACCAUCAGCGGUGGAGCACGCAGCAUCUUGCAGAACAAAAUGGUCAUCAGCAUCAAUCAGGACCCCAUGGGCAUCCAGGGAAGACGCAUUGUGAAGGAGAAGAAUGGGAUUCAAGUGUUCUGGCGCCCCCUGUCAAACGAUGCCAGUGCUUUGGUAUUCUUCAGUCGACGUACUGACAUGCCCUACCACUACAAAACCUCCCUCAGCAAACUCAACUACACCACUGGCAGCUACAAGAUCUAUGAUGUCUUCACUGACAAGACGGCACUGCUGAAAGACUCCACUGACUUUGUGGUGUCAGUGAACCCAACAGGUGUGGUCAUGUGGUACAUCUCUGCGCCUGCCAAACUCAACCGCCAAAAUUUCUACAGAGGUGGAAAUCUGAGGAAAUCCGUCUACAGAGGCGAUGAAAAUGCUGUUCCUCGUGUCUUCCUCUGACUGCUCUAUGACUGAAAAUCCCAUCACUGUUGCUGAUACAAUCCAGUUCUUGAUAAAGUGUCACAUGAACAGUGUCGGAUGCUUAAAGACUUUUCUCUUUUAACUCCAAAGUGCUGAUGAAUACUUUUUUAUUCUUACAUUAAAAACAAUGCACUCACUCUUCUACAUCACAAAACCACUGGGAGCUCAGGGGCAGACUUUUUAAUCAUUUUCUCUAAAUUUAACUUGUAAUGUGAUUCUUCUCCUGAAAGUGGUUUCUCUUUAUUUGAUCAUAUUGGGAGAGAGAAAUUAUUAAGGAAAUACAUCAGGAGUGCUGGUGACUGAUUGUAAUGUCCAGUUUUUUAAAGCACUUUCUAAGAAAAGGAUGAUUUUAUAUUUUGGGAAUUUUGUUUAAAUGGAAAUUGUGCUUUAUUGAGGAAUAACUGCUUGAGUCUGUCAACAUCUGGAUGUUGCAUUGCUCAGGAUAACUCAUGAAUGAGUGUUUGUGAAAUUAAUGUUUAUUUUCAUUUUGUCUGAAAUAAAUCGCACAUCUUAAUUUUAAA